CAGAAAUACGGUUGGUCCAAUAAUGCAUAUCAACGGGCAUCAUUGGAUGCAAUUAAAAAGAAAACCGUAAUAUAACAAACAACUAAAUAAAUAACUUCACAGGUACAAUUCGCCAGUAACCAUAGCAACGCAGUCGAAGCGUAAAUCAAAGUAAGCCAGCGUUAACCGUAAAUUAAUCAGCACCGCUAAAUCCAAAGAUCUCCAAAUGUUUUAUGUUGUGGUUGAUUCAUCAGUUACGUCUUUCAUCAACUCUAUCGCUAUUUAAAUCGGUAUUCAUCGUACUGCAUAUUGUUUAAAACGGAAACAGACAAAUCCAUAACAUACAAUGCCCAGGUGACUUCACGUAAUGCACCUUUACUUCAGUUGGAAAUAAAUCAGACAGCGUAAACAAUUAACUCCAGUUACAUCAAACAAUAUUAACAAUGUCUGUGCCACAAAACUCCAGCUGCUCGUCUUUAAUAAUAGAAGACAGAUGUUCGACGCGGGACAUUUUGAUUUCUGAGAGCGAUGAAAGGUUUUUCCGAUCGCUGGAUGAGUUUAUCGAACAAGAGAAGCGGUUCCUACGGGGAUCCGGAGAGGAACCGGCCCGCUUCUCCAUCUACAGCUGCGUCUUCGAUAAGGUGAUCGGACGAGCGACGGCCUACAAGAGACUUCUGCUGACCAUAAAGGCCGAGUACGAUGACGUAAUCGGGACGCUGCAGAGGAGGCAGGACGAGGCCAAGGCGGCUCAGAGGACUCUGGCGGCCUCCACGUCACACUCAGAGUCACUGAUGAGCUGCCAGAGACGAGCCGCCCAACUCAGGGAGAGAAUCUGUGUAAUUCACAAGGAAACAGCAGAACUUCAAGAGGAGAUGAAGAGACAGAAAUCAUCUCAAGAGCAGUGCACAUGGAUACCUGGUCUGACUGUGGGCGAAUCAGCGGACCCGGAGGCUCUGGACGGUCACCUGAAGCGCCUGGAGUCCCACAGGGCUGCUUUACUGGAAAGGAAGAGUCACCGCGUCUCCUUGAAGGUCAAAGCCGAGCUGGACGGCAAGCUGCAGAGACUCAAGGACCACAGAGACCAGCUGAGCACCAAGAACAUCCGGCUGAAAGUCCUAUACAAGCGUCUGACGUCAGUGUCCGACCGUCUGUCCAGCUGGGAGGGCGACAAUCCGCAGGUUCCUCUGGAGAAGCUCUUGGGUUCCAUGCUGGAGAACAUCAGACAGAGCAGCGUGACGGAGGAAGAAGGUCGCUUCAUCGACGCCAACUUGUUCGAGCACGAAGAGCCGACCGGAGUCGACGAGUCCAAACUCCUGGAGGAAUACCUGAGCAGGUUCAUUGAGCUCUUUGAUUCAGCUGAGUACGAGGAAGCUGCUCUCCACGCCGCCCGGUCUCCUCGAGGAGUGCUGAGGAACCUCGACAUCAUGGAGAUGUUUCAAGAUGUGAAGGGGGCCCCGGGCUCCGCCCCCCCUCUCUUCCUCUUCCUGCAGGCCCUACUGGUGACCCUCCCAGCCGGCGAGAAGCUGCCGGCGGCUCUCUCCCUGCAGCUCGUCCGCAGCUCCCUGCAGCAGGGCGCCACGCGGCUCAUCACCCACGCCGUCAACUACGACAAACUGACCUUCUCUGAGGAUGUGGGCGACACCCUGACUGAGCAUGCUCAGGAGAGCCCCGUCGUGGCUGACCUUUGUCUGGCGCUGGCCACCACCGUCUACUCGGCCUGCGGGCUGGACAGGAAGACCGCACUGACCAUCUGCAGGAGGGGCUUCAUCCACAGCGCCGCAGAGUUCAUCGAUCACAGCCAAGACCUCACAGCUGACGACUGUCUGUGGGUUCUGUACCGCUCGCCCAGCCUCGCCCUCCUCCAGCUGUUGACAACACCUCAGCCGGGGCGGGCGGCCAUCUUGUCGAUGGGCGUGGCCUGUUCCACUCUGCUGGCUGACCCUCUGCAGCAGCAGCUCGCGCUGCAGCUCCUGGACAGCUUUGUCGGCGAAGGGCGAGGGGGUUUGGAGGAGGUGAUCCUGCAGGACAGCAGCUCUUCAGUGGACGAGUGGACUGUCGUGACGUCUCUGUGCACCGAGCUGAACCGGGCUGACCUGAGCCAGGCCGUUCUAUCCAUUCUGCUCGACCAGAGUGGCACCGGAGUCAUGAGCCCGGACCCGGAGGGAGCCCGGCUCAUGGAGCACGUGUUCCUGUGAGAACCGAGCCUGAAAGGUAGAAUAAUCACAGACAGCAAAAAGAUGAUGCUGGCUAUAUCAGUCAGCCAAUGACGAGGUCAUAUGCACAGUCUAUAUUGAACUAAACUAAAGUCCCACGUUGCACAAAAGAGGAUCGACAGAAUGAGAAGACUCAAAACUGGACUUUUGUCAUGUGUCAUCUGUUUGGUACCAUUAUGCUGUGCACAUUUCGAUUACGCCCAUCAUAGUCACGUGAUCUCCUAAUCUAGGAGACCUUUGACCUUUGAUCUUUGCUUGGUUUCUGUGGGAUGACUCAGGUAAAAGUCUGAAGUAGUGGCGGCUGACGGCCAGCAGGGGGCGAACAGAUUCACAAGUGGAGAUUAAAGUGGCCUUAAAGCCUAAAACAGGGAGGAAGCAGCAUAAUCUCAGUUUAAUUAUAUAAAUUUGUCAAUUUUCCUAUUGUACUACAAGUGACCUUGAGAGCAGUAAAUAUCUAAGUACUUGCUCUUCUUGUUUUACACAGGUAGCUUAAGUUAUCAUGUAAUAAUGCAUCAUGUUAUAUCUUAAAUACAAUCUGUUAUGACAUAAAAAUGUCCAAAUAACAUUGUAAAUUUCCGAAAACAAAAAUUCAGCCAUUGAUUUGAUUGAGGUGAGAGUUGAAAGGUCAGCGAGGCCCAACUAAACCUAGAGACCUCCUCCGUCUCUCUCUGGUGUCGGCUGACUGGAACACACAUUUAACUUCGGCCGUGAGGUGGCGCGACUCCCACAAUCACCCUUUAUUCUUAUAACUAGAAUAAACAUUUAACCCGUAAUCUCGCUAACAUAACCAGUUUAACUCUAAUCUGAACCAAUAUGUCCUCAUAACAAGUGCAGCAGGUCACGAGUCCUCACAAGUCCAACUAACCUGACAACACGCACUCUUAGCGGGUCAGACAGAAGAGGCUUUGUGUCGUCUGUAGGCCUCGAUCUGUGAGCGAAGCCACACACACAGAGACACACACACAGACACACAGACUGAGCAAAUGCACUCCCACUGGUCUACAAACUGAGGCUGACUGUUUACCCAGCAUCCUCUGUGUUCCCUCUCCGCUCACAUGUCAAAUUUAGGAAAUCCAGCUUGGAUUGAGCUGUAAAAUCACAUUGGGGGAAACAUGCGCCGUCUGGAGGUGAUUCAGAGUUUAUCUCUCUUGAGCUGCGUGGAGAUGCCGCAUUCACCUCUCCAAACACUCUUUUUACCUCGUGCCAGUCUCAUCUCUGUUGGUGCUGGUCCUCUCAGCCCUGCUGGCCGGCACCCUCCUGAGGUCAUAUAAUGCUUUAGGGUAACUUUCAUUCAACAAACAAACCCUUCCAAAAUAAAUGUCUCAUUGAUGUACCGAGUGGGAGGUCUUUAAAGAAACCACCACCACUGAUAUACUUGUAUUUUAGUACAAAAUGUAAUCAACAUGUUAUUUCUAAGAAAGCCUUCGGAUGUUUACGACGCCCCCUAGAUUGAAAACAUUAUUAGACAAGUAACACAGUAGUUAUAUUUACGCUUCAAUGUUUGUAUUUACAGACUGUGUGUUUCAUGGAGGAGAAAUAUUUUCUAAAGGAACGUGUAUAUGAAGAGCAGAAGAAAGACGGGAGAUGCAAAGAUUUAGUGCUGACUCACAACUGCUUGGCUCCAUUUACAACAUAUUGAUCCCCUGCUGUGUGUGUGUGUGUGUGUGUGUGUGUGUGUGUGUGUGUGAUGCUGGUCCGGCCAUGACACAGCUUCUUUAAUUUUCAAACCCCACCUUCCUUCUCUCUCGGAUGAAAAAACGAUACGUUCACAACCGUGUGUGUGGAUGUUUGUGAUGAACUGAAGGAUGAAAUGUUCCUCUAUGUGUUAAGAAAAGAGUCCCACUUCGUUUGGUAAAUAAACAGUUUAAAAGUGUU
Gasterosteus aculeatus aculeatus (three-spined stickleback) is the source of this 4067-nucleotide messenger RNA. The record is from RefSeq and is a predicted model, not a curated record. Lineage: Eukaryota; Metazoa; Chordata; Actinopteri; Perciformes; Gasterosteidae.